AUGAAAACUAGAUUUAACGAAAUUGUUGAUGAUCAUGAAGAAAUACAAAUAACUCACAAGCUUUUCCGACCAUCAACGUCAAAAUCGACGGUGCAGCACAAUAGUCACACAACGUUGUCGCAAAUUAAUAAAAGACGUUUGGAAUUUGGAGUUGAUAUAGAAACAUUCAGAGUGAACGAUCGAAGACAAGAUCAUAGUGACAGUGAGGCCUCAAUGGACGAAGAAGCGGCGAAACGGCGACGACGACUCCUUACAGAAGAGAGAAGAGAAGAAACAGAUUCAUACUAUAGAAAUUAUAACACACACCGAACUAACAUCCUACGUCACUCCGACGAGGAUGAUGAUUCACUCGUUCAAAAAACUCAAAACGCUCUAAAAACAUUGAGUUGCUGGGCACGAGACCACGCCGCUAUCCCGAACGAUCAAAGCGAAGACGCUAACGACUUCGAUAACAUUUUUAACGAUAAACGUUCCGACAAAAUGUUGCCAUCCUCACCAUCUUUAUCUUCUGACAGUGCUGACAACUCACGGCGAAGCUUCUCUAUGCAUUGCCAGAAUGACGAAAUAAACGCUGCCAUGAACGAAAGGAUGGAUCCCAGGGAAAAUACUGAACGGCCACCGAAAAUGGAAAAUGACAACAGUAUGGACAAUUACAAGAUGGACAAAAGUCCUAAUCCCUAUGACGCUUCUAACUUCGAUGAAUUAGCGGAUUCCUCUUCAAACGAACUAGAAAUAGACAUGUCAGACAGAAACGAAGACAAAUACGAAGAGGACAGAGAAGCGAAACGUAGGAAAGCUGAAAUAAUAUCAGUUAACAAGCAAUCUCUUUACAACGCUUACAAAGCUGCCACAGCGUCUUUACCAUAUUCGACCCAAUCCGCGUUCAAACCACCAGCUGAAGUGAAACACAAGAUCCACGGCUCCACUUUUCCCAGUGAGCCAUUCGGUGGCUAUUCUAAUGAUCACGAGAAGAGUUCGAUUCAUAAGGGUUCGAAGCAGUACACGGUGCUGCAGCCGGCCGCUGCUGGUUCAAGGGCUGCUACAGCGUUGCAGGAGGCUCGCACCGUACCAUCAGCUCAACCGGCGCGAGACUUGCGACCCAUCAACCCUCUCUCCCCACCAGCCGUCCGAGAAGGCAACAAGUGUCCGACUCCUGGUUGCAAUGGGCAGGGCCACGUUACAGGCCUCUAUACGCAUCAUCGAAGUCUGUCAGGAUGCCCAAGAAAGGACAAAGUCACACCUGAGAUAUUGGCGUUGCACGAGACAAUCUUAAAGUGUCCGACGCCGGGGUGUAACGGAAGAGGUCACGUCAGUUCUAAUAGAAGCACUCACCGGUCUCUCUCUGGCUGUCCGACGGCCGCUGCACGCAAAGCAGCAGCACGAUCCCAACGAGGCAGACCACCGGUUCAAUUACCCGCACCGGUUCCCGUGACUCAAGUGUCAGCCGGCACGUCAGAUAGUCACACGUCGGACGGUUCCCGCGAUCGGGUCCCAGCGGCAUCGCCGCAGACUCCGGCCGUGAAGCGCGAAGCCCCCGAGCUGCUGGUUCCGAAGCGUGAGGCCGCCGAGCCCGAGCGCGACUCCCCCGGCAUGGAGACGCGCCACGCCGGCUACGGCGCGCCGCCCGAUCAACGCUCACCGUACGAACGACCGCCUGACGACCACGUGCGGUCAUACAGUCAAAUGAACGAAGCUCGGUACGGAUACGAAGCUAGGUGCUAUGAGGGCGCCCCAGCCUUUGAGAGAUAUGACCCAGCCCAGUGCCCUCAGAGGCCUUACGGUUGGGAAGAAGAACGGUAUCAUGACCCUCAUUUGCCAACGCCAAUGAAAACCGACCAAUCAGAACAGGAAACAAAUUCUGGACCUAUAUAUCCUAGACCAAUGUACCAUUACGAAGCUGGCAGUGUGGGCGCCGUGGGCGGGGUGGGCGCUAUGGGCCCAGGCGUUCCCCCCGGCUUCUCCGCUAUCAAUCUCUCAGUGAAGAUAGCCGCAGCUCAGGCUCAACGUCCUCGAAGUCCCACAGCCAGGGAUCCUCGUGAUCCCCGUCCGGCUAUAGAUCUAUCCACAUCUAGUGGCAGUCCACAGGGUCCAUAUGCGUCACCGGUAUACACGAGCGCCGGUGGUGGCAGUGGGGGCGGUGCGCGGGGAAGCCCGCAGCCGGGCGCUUCGCCCCAACUUACGGCAAGUCCCCAAGUUCCCAGUCCACAAGGCCAGACCCUCGACCUUAGUGUGUCCCGUUUACCACAUAGUAGAAGUUUUCCGGGUGGUGUUUCAUACAGUCGAGAAUCAACGCCAGAUAGCGGCGGAAGCCAUCCAUAUCUUGAAGCAUACCAUCGCGACACAGCCGGUUACGGCGGCGUAAGCCCUCACCCGGUAGCCGGAUACGGUUUAGCGCAGCCGGAUUAUGCGGCUGCCGCUGCUGCUGCCGGAUACGGUGGCUAUCAGUACCAGUGCGGGGCGUACCCACCCCCUCCCGCGUACCCCCCACACGCGCCGCCGUAUUCACCACCGUGCUAUAUGCCGCCGCCGCACGCACCGCACGACAAACCCAAGGAUAGCUAUCACCGCGACGACUUUUACGGUAAACAUGGUUACCGUAUACGGGAGUCGAAAGAACUGAUCCACUGUCCCGUCCGGAGCUGCGAUGGUUCCGGACACGUGUCUGGCAACUUUGCUACUCACCGCAGUCUGUCCGGAUGUCCACGUGCUGAUCGCUCUCAACUGCAGCCACAUUCUCAAGAGCUGAAGUGUCCUACUCCUGGAUGUGACGGUUCUGGCCACGUUACUGGGAACUACUCCUCUCAUCGAUCACUAUCAGGUUGCCCCAGGGCUAAUAAACCGAAGAGCAAGCCCAGGGAUGGACAAGAUUCUGAACCACUCAGAUGCCCUAUACCGGGCUGUGACGGAUCUGGGCAUGCCACAGGAAAAUUCUUAUCACACAGAAGCGCGUCGGGCUGCCCUAUCGCAAAUCGGAACAAAAUGCGGGUUCUAGAAAGCGGCGGCACAGUGGAGCAGCACAGCGGCAGCGGCAAAGCGGCGCUAUAA
This is a messenger RNA of Danaus chrysippus (African queen), 3045 nucleotides long. The record is from the annotation of a GenBank genome assembly. Lineage: Eukaryota; Metazoa; Arthropoda; Insecta; Lepidoptera; Nymphalidae.